UAAAACAGUUCCCACUUGGGUGAUAUAUCACUCCAUGCCUGUUUGUUCAUUCAGGCCAGGUAGAGCAGCAGCGACUACUGACGUUUUUACGUCUCAGACGUGCUGCUGCUAUUUCGUGCUCUUCUUUGGCUAAGCAUAAUCAGAUUGGUUCAGUCCGAGCAGCAUUAUUGCUGGUGCUGCAGCAGCUGCAGUUACAUCAAGGGUUUACCUCUGCAAUGUCAGAUUGGUGGGAGAGUCUGGAUUAAAGAUAAACAUCUUUUUUUAACUACCUAGAUUCCUUUUCAUACGUCCUCUUUUUGGAUGAAAUGAACAAAAGACGUCGGUCUUGAAAUACAAAGUAUCACCAAGGGUAAGUUGAUUUAUAUAACGGGCUGCUGGACAUAGACAUCGUGAUCAUCAAUACAAUUAGAUGUGACUGAUCGUGUCGCAAAAACGGUUAUUGGGAAAUCUGAACAUUAUUCUCAAAGCAGUGUCGAACGUACAGCUGGGAGACGUGAGUACAACCGCAGCCUCAGCCGCAAAACUGCAGUCAAUUGCAAAACCGACCUGUCAAAAUUGCUGCAACGAAGAGCUGAGAAUUGCAUCGAAUCCUUGAAAGCCUAAUUUAUCGGUUGUAUAAGAGAACCUAAAGAUUUGAUCUUUCGUGUUGUACGAUCGGAUGUGUUAUGCGGCUCCGUUCCCAGUAAUGGCAUUUGUGUUCUCAUUUUAAUCGAUUUCAUACAAGAUGCACUGAGAUCAGAAGACUGAAUGAAAUCGCCCACUGGUCAUCUUAAGAGGCUGCAUUAGGCAAAGAUACUAAACAUUUUCCGUCUUCUGUUAAGAGUACUUAAACUCAUAUUGUGCAAGUAGCCAGCAGCGCAAACGCUAUUAUGGCUACUCUUCUACGGAAAAUAGGUCUCAUUCGACUCCAUGACAGAGACACUGAGGAUCCGAAGCAUCACCAGGGCUCUUUCAAAGGGAGCAAAGGCAAUCAGAAAAACAACAACAUUAAGCACUGCAACACCAGCAACGAAAGCAACAUCCUCAACCCUCCUGAAAUAAAGAACAAGAAAUCGGAACAAUCCACGAAGGACAAGCCAUCUGGCAAGGAUAAGCAGGGCAAGGACAUCAAGGAAAAACAGCAAGUGGGAGGUAGCAAGGCAACCUCCACAUCAUUGCAACCGCUGGUGCCGCACAGGCAGCACUGUACCCAGGUCCGGACGAGGAGGUUGAUGAAAGAACUGCAGGAAAUUAAGAGGCUUGCUGACAACUUUAUAACAGUGGAGCUGGCUGACGAUAACCUUUUUGAAUGGAAUGUCAAGUUGCACCAGGUGGACAAAGAUUCUGCUCUCUGGCAGGAUAUGAAAGAAACCAACACUGAAUAUAUAUUGCUGAAUAUAUCCUUCCCCGACAAUUUUCCCUUCUCCCCGCCUUUCAUGCGGGUACUCACACCCAGGCUGGAGAACGGCUACGUACUGGAUGGAGGAGCAAUCUGCAUGGAGUUGUUGACACCCCGCGGCUGGUCCAGCGCAUACACCGUGGAGGCGGUGAUGAGACAAUUCGCAGCAAGUCUCGUAAAAGGACAGGGCCGUAUCUGCAGGAAAGCUGGGAAAUCCAAGAAAGCCUUCAGUCGUAAAGAAGCAGAGGCAACCUUUAAGAGUCUGGUGAAGACCCAUGAGAAGUAUGGCUGGGUGUCUCCCCCCGUGUCUGAUGGCUGACGUGGCCACAUAUUUGUGUCGCAAGACUGUACAACCUACCAUCUUGUCCUCAAUGCUGCGCAUCUCCCAUCCUUUGUUCUUUUAGUACUUUCAUCUAGGUGCCAUGGAGCACAUGGUGACAUUUAACUUAUUCAUGAGCAGAUGUGUUUACAGCUAAAUAUCGCCUUUAGUGGAUUGUGUUUCAAAACUGGAUAUGGCUCUACGGAACAGAUAGCCCUGCCGAUGUCAAGUUGUUGCCCCUUCCUUCCACCUGACCCACUUCAUCUCGUGUGCGUUUGCUCUCAUUCUCCCUACAUGCCAACAAUGUACUGCACUGAAUGGCAUCAGAGUUUCCAUUCACCACUGCUCCUCUCAUUUAAAUGCAAAUGAAGCCGUUAAUAUUUAAUAGACAGGCAGUGCAUUUGAGGUUCACUUUUUGCUGUGCUGUUUUUCACAGGUCAAUGCAACUUGAAGAUUGUAAUUUAUGUGGAGCUGUGCUCUCUUUCUCUCUCUCUCUCUUUCGUGGCUAAAUUUAGACAUCACUUUGUUGUGUAGAUGGCCAUUGAUUUCCAAUGAAAAAACACAAAAUGUUGCUUAUGCUGAGGUACUGUAAAGAUAAAACCCAAUGGCAAUUAACCACUGUUCUUUGUUGAUGUUGAAAAAUACCAAUAACUGUAAUGCUGAUAAUUUAGAUACCAGAUAGAUGGAUUGUUUAAGAGCAAGAUGCAAGAGGCCUGACAUUUAAAAACGUGAAAAUUGUCCCUUGAAAACGUUUGUUUAAUUGAAGCUCAGAAAUGAAAGUUUAAAUAUAAAGUGGAUAGACUCUUUCAUAGAUAGGAAAGCAAUCCUACAUUUAAUAGGAUUUGUUUCCCUCAUUAAGAAGAAAUAAGGUGGCAUUAUAUGUGAUUUGCAUUAAGCUUAAGACAACUCCUAAAGUGAGAAACUCUAUCAAUAACUGCAAAAAGCAUGAAUCUACAGUAUAAUUGAUGCCAUGUCUUUAUUUUUAAUUGUUUUACAUCAAACGGUUUGUUGCUGCACCUCUGGCAGUAGUGUUGUGAAUUGUUCUUGUUACUCAUGUUCCUGUGUGUAUUUUCUCUGAACUGUGGAAAUGCAUUAAAAAGAGCUGCAGUGAACACUGCUGAAUUGCAGAGCGAUAUUCAUUUCAAACACCUGCAUAUUCAAAUUCAGAAAACAAUAAUACAAAAUUCAAACAGUUAGGUAAAACCAAUCCAGAAGGAAUUAUAGAGCUACUAUGUCUUUGAUGAUGUAUUGAGGCUCUAAAUAGUCCAAUUAUUGGUUAGAGCAGACUGUGUUAAUUUUAGGUCCUUCUUUAGGUCUGAAGGACAUAUUGGUAUUCCUCAGUUCAUCUCAAAUUCCCUUUACCUACAGUAUGUACAGAUACAAUAUGUGAAAUUACCACUUAGGAUGCAAAGCUAACAUCUAUAUUUAUCUCUCCCUGUAAUUCUUUAUUAGUUUUGUUCAAAUCAUCCUACAGACUAAUCAAGGAAUAUCAAAUGUAGUCAUUUUUCUUUUUUUCCCCCAAAGUUGAAAUGCAUGUGCUUACCUACAGUAUGGUAUCUCUGUUUGCAGUGUAAUGUUGGAUACUGAUGGGAUUAACAGAUAUUUCCGGUCAAAAUAAAGUCAUAAAAAUAACAGCACACCUCAGGUUUAUGGCCAUAUCAGAAUAAAAAAUAGGAAGUGCUUAACAGAGGUAUUUCCAUCCAGUUUUCUAAAAUGAUUUGAUGUGAUAAAUUACACUUUAAAUCCUAUUGUUGAGAAAGAUGUUAAAAAGAUAAACAUUUGUACCAUUAAAAUGUUUCCCUUUCAAAAUUAAAUGAGCAUAAUCACUUUUGAAAUACACAGUUUAAUAUAUUCCAUGUAUGCUGUACAUUCUUGUUUUUAUUAUAUUGUAUCUUAAACUAAAAGAACAUUCUGUCUUUUAAGAUACAUUAGUCCAUGUGUAGUAACAAGGCCAUUUCCUGUCUGAUCAGAUAGAAAAUGAAAACAGAUUUUGUUUGCAUGGGCAAUACCAAAGACAGGAGGGAAUGUCCUACCCUUCCUAAAAACUCUUAGGACCUUCAGGAGAAACCUUAACAGGGAAACAGCCUCACUGCCUCAGUAAAUGGAUGCUCUUUUAUAAAGUCACUUCACAAAUAAAUGCUCUGUAUUAGACUCUCUAGAUAUUCACUUAUGAUGUGCAGUGCUCUGUCUUACUAUAAUAUACUGUAAAUCUAGCUUGCAUUGGCAUACCACAUUACAGACCUGGUCUCUCUUUUAUAUUUAAGACUAUAUCUGGUGUAUUAAUCCAACAAAGCCAAUUGUCAAAACAAAAAAAUGGUGAGUACAUUGUACCCUUUAUUGAUCUCCUAAAAAAAAAGAACAUCAAUGUUGUGGGCUUAGAAUUCCAUUAACAGUUCCAUUAGCAAAGAGAGAUGCUGCAGAACAUUGUUGGUAUUUGAAAAAGGAAAUUCCUCCAUUUGCAUCCAUAUUCUUAGAGUCAAAACAUCUGGGUAAAACCAGACCUGUUCCUGCAUGAUACUUUAAAAGAAUGUAAAAAUAGAUGUUAGCUCCUGCAACUUUGAGCAGAGGAACAAUUAGUUUGUGGUUGAUGUCAUCGCACUGAUAUAGCAUUGAGUACAAUCCAUUAUUUAUUUUACAGUGAAAAAGCAUGUGCAGAAAUUGGAACACUUCCUAAAACACAUUGAAUGACACAGUAUUGUUUCUGCAGGAUUCCAAUUGGAAGUUUGUUUUCAUUAUUUUAAUGAGACAAUAUCAGCAAAGGCAUAUUUUUCAGCUUUUACAUUUUGCAAGUACAAAGUUUAGAGUGCCACCUAUAUUAAGCUUUUUUUUACACCAGGAAAUGGGGCUUUUCAUGGUUUGAAUUUUUGGAAACAUCUGGUAUCUAAAUGCACAGCAGUGCUAAUGGGUAUUUCUCAAAAAUGAAUCUAUAUGAAACCAGUCAUUCCAAAAGUGAUUGUAUGUGUUUCUAAGGACUUGUAUUAGGGAUUAUUAUGAUAAAGUUAAUAAUAAUAAAAUGUCAAAAUAUCAGAAAAUUGGGUGUUUGCUGGAUUAGGAGCAUAAUUUUGUGAUAGACUUUAGAAUGGUAGUUUGCAGAAACAAAUUAAACUAAUUGUCUGAACAAGUGAGAUGAUUCUGUUAUCUUAUAUCUGCAUGUGAUCAGUGAUUGUUAUUUUCUUGUUUUAAAAAGGAAAAAAAAUCA
Messenger RNA from Lepisosteus oculatus (spotted gar), 4896 nucleotides. It is a transcript of the gene ube2ql1, whose product is annotated as ubiquitin conjugating enzyme E2 QL1. The record is from RefSeq and is a predicted model, not a curated record. Lineage: Eukaryota; Metazoa; Chordata; Actinopteri; Semionotiformes; Lepisosteidae.